Molecule: messenger RNA, 792 nt
Organism: Chelonoidis abingdonii (Abingdon island giant tortoise)
Lineage: Eukaryota; Metazoa; Chordata; Testudines; Testudinidae
Gene: MIP
Product: major intrinsic protein of lens fiber
Biological process (GO): water transport; transmembrane transport
Cellular component (GO): apical plasma membrane; plasma membrane
Molecular function (GO): water channel activity
Source: RefSeq, a predicted model, not a curated record
AUGUGGGAGGUGCGCUCCCCCUCCUUCUGGAGGGCCGUCUUUGCCGAGUUCUUUGCCACCAUGAUCUACGUCUUCUUCGGGCUGGGGGCCUCGCUGCGCUGGGGAGUCGGGCCCCUCAACGUGCUGCAGGUGGCUCUGGCAUUCGGCCUGGCCGCGGCCACCCUGGUGCAGGUGCUGGGCCACGUCAGCGGGGCCCACGUCAACCCGGCCGUCACCUUCGCCUUCCUGGUGGGCGCCCAGCUCUCCCUGCUCCGCGCUGCCUUCUACAUGGUGGCCCAGGUGCUGGGCGGGGUGGCCGGGGCGGCUGUGCUGUAUGGGCUGACGCCGGCCGCCAUCCGCGGCAACCUGGCACUCAACACGAUCCACCCCGGCGUGACCCUGGCCCAGGCCACCACUGUGGAGAUCUUCCUGACGCUGCAGUUCGUCCUCUGCUUCUUCGCCACGUACGAUGAGCGGCACAACGGGCGCGUGGGCUCGGUGGCGUUGGCCAUCGGCUUCUCCCUCGCCCUGGGACACCUCUUUGGGAUGUACUACACGGGAGCCGGCAUGAACCCUGCGCGGUCCUUCGCCCCCGCCGCCAUCACCCGCAACUUCUCCAACCACUGGGUGUACUGGGUCGGGCCCAUCCUAGGGGCCACCCUAGCCGGCCUCCUCUACGACUUUGUCCUCUGCCCCCGCAUGCGGGGCCUGGCCGAGCGGCUGGCCAUCCUGAAAGGCGAGCAGGUGGCGGAAGGCCAGGCCCCCCCGGAGCCUCCCGAGGAGCCCAUGGAGCUGAAAACACAGGCGCUAUAA